Molecule: messenger RNA, 959 nt
Organism: Cladocopium goreaui
Lineage: Eukaryota; Dinophyceae; Suessiales; Symbiodiniaceae
Source: the annotation of a GenBank genome assembly
GCCGCCCGACCUCGGACCGUCGGUUUUUCCGUCGGAAGUUCCGAGGGCCGGAUCGCCUUGCGGAGUGCGCCCAGCGCAUCGAGACCAACUGCGAUUGGCUCCAGUACCAACGCAUGAGGGCCAGCGACGGGAAGCAGGACCUCAUCAGGUCAGACGAAGUGACCCAUUGGUGGCACACCGGUCGCAACGUGGUGUACCAGAAGAUCCGCUCACGCCGAAAAGGCUGGGAUGAUCUCCACACUUACAAGGUGAGAGAGUUGAGCAUGAGCGCUGGUGAGCGUGGUUGCGCAAUGUCGCAUAUCCGAGCCUGGCGGCGGUGCCUGGAGAACAGCCCAGAUCAACCCUUGCUGGUCUUGGAGGACGACGCUGUGCCCACCAAGGACUUCACCGAGGUCUUGAAGAGCGCCAUGGCCUCGCUGCCCAGCGAUGCUGAUGUGCUGUACCUGGGAUAUUCGCAGGCAGCGGACUGGCGACGCUGUGCGGGCGUCCUGGCGGAGGCCGAAUAUGUUUGGACCACCGUGGCGUACAUUGUUUGGCCUUCAGGUGCCCAGAAGUUGUUGUCAAAGCUGCCUGUGAACCAGCCAGUGGACAACUUCAUGGCCCUCCUUUGUGCCGAUCGGGACUUAAAGGCAUAUUGCACCCUUCCGAAGAUCGUGCAUCAAGCGGACGGUUGGAAUGUCAAGUCUGAUGUGGGCCAUUCUGAUGAAGCACCAGCGCCCGGGGCGGUGAUCUCGGACGUCUUUCACACCGACGACAAAUACUGGGGCGAAGGCCCUGCCAAUCCGCACUUCGCGUGCACUUUUGGCUUCGGUUCCGACAUCGUGAAGUCUGACGAUCGAUACUGGGGGUAGAUCUACCUGAUCGAACUCACCUGGGGCGUUGAGGGCCUUCGCCCCGGUGCUACACCAUGGGCCAUUUGGUUCGCCCUCGGAGCUCAUCGCGCAAUGCGCAACUCAUGG